Molecule: messenger RNA, 1426 nt
Organism: Benincasa hispida (wax gourd)
Lineage: Eukaryota; Viridiplantae; Streptophyta; Magnoliopsida; Cucurbitales; Cucurbitaceae
Product: protein STRICTOSIDINE SYNTHASE-LIKE 4-like
Cellular component (GO): endomembrane system
Molecular function (GO): hydrolase activity
Source: RefSeq, a predicted model, not a curated record
UUUUUUUUUUUGUUAUUUUAUGAAAUUUUCCUUUGGAAUGAAUGGAUAAGUAGAAAAAGAUAUUGAAAAGCAUUAUUAUUAUCAUCAUUAAGUGUGGAACUGGAGGCGGUGAUGAUGGUAUUGAAGUUGAGGCAACGGGUACCGGCGUUGGGAAGCUUGGUGGUAGCAUGUUCGUUGUUGGCUGUGUCGGUGCAGAUAAUGUUAUUAUGUCCCAUAUCCCCAGACCCAGUUAUUGAAUUGCCUUCAUCCUUUCCAGCAGCUGGCCUAAACAAGGAGCUGCAGAAAUUAAGUAAAUUGGGAGAGGGGUUUGUGAAGGAUGCGGAAGAUGUUUGUGUGGAUGAAUCAGCAGGUAUUGUGUAUGCCGCUUCCAGAGACGGGUGGAUCAAGAGACUACAUCCCAACGGAUCUUUGGAGAACUGGAAGAACACCCACUCCCAAACUCUGCUUGGACUCACUCCAUCCCCAUCCAUCCAACAACGGGGAAUCCUCGUUUGUGAUGCUCAAAAGGGCAUCCUUAAAGUGAACGAAGAUGGAUGUUCCGUCCUUGUUUCUUCACAUGUAAACCAAACCAAAAUGAUAAGCUUUCCAGACGAUGUGGUGGAGGCGGCGGAUGGCAGCAUUUACUUGAGCGAUGCAAGCUCCAAAUUUGGACUCCAUAAUUGGUACUUGGAUUUUCUGGAAGCAAAACCUCACGGUCGCCUCCUUAAGUACGACCCUUCCUCACAACGGAUAUCCACCCUUCUCGACAAUCUCUAUUUCGCAAACGGCGUUGCUCUCUCCGCAGACCAACGUUAUGUGGUCGUCUGUGAAUCUUUCAAAUAUAGAUGUGUCAAGUAUUGGCUCAAGGGACAGAAACGAGGGGAAACCGAAAUAUUCAUAGACAAUCUUCCGGGAGCGCCUGACAACAUAAACCUCGCUCCAGACGGCUCCUUUUGGAUCGCUCUCAUCCAGCCGGUUCGUGAUGGGUGGGAGUUGUUUGUGAGGUCUAAGAUGGCGAGGCACAUUCUCGCCACUUUUCCCAAUGUGUGUGACCUGCUUGUCAAUGGCGUACGCCGGAGAGCAACGGUGGUCAAAGUGGGUGAGGAUGGGAGGAUACUUAGGAAACUCGACGAUCCUGAUGGGAAGGUUAUUUCCUUCCUCACAAGCGCUGUGGAGUUUCAGGAUCAUCUUUACUUGGGAAGUCUCAACGCCCACUUCCUCGGCAAAUUGCCUUUAACGGACACGUGACCUCAUCUAUGUGCACUCUCUCUCUCUUUGCUGAACUACCAAAUUUUUAAAUAACCUUUAAUUAUGCAUCUCAUUAGUAUCCUUUUUGUUUAAUUACAAAUGCAAUUCUCUUGGACAGUGUCCAUUUGAUCUCUAUGAUUUUGAAUCAUAAAAGUUUCAACGUAGUCUAUUAUUAUUAUUAUUAUUAUUAUCAUUUUAA